Molecule: messenger RNA, 840 nt
Organism: Mya arenaria
Lineage: Eukaryota; Metazoa; Mollusca; Bivalvia; Myida; Myidae
Product: heparan sulfate glucosamine 3-O-sulfotransferase 1-like
Exons: 2
Coding region: 1-840 (279 amino acids)
Molecular function (GO): [heparan sulfate]-glucosamine 3-sulfotransferase activity
Source: RefSeq, a predicted model, not a curated record
AUGUCACAGGAACAUUUAGAUAGAGAAAUGGACAGGAUUUAUAACGCUGCACAGGAUAAUUUAGAUUCAGAAACCGACACGUUGGCAUCUAGCAAUGUCGGUUCAGACACAUAUGAAGCACUCCGAGAGAAGUCCGAUUUCCACCCGAUUCCAAAACUGACAGGCAAAUGUGUCAAGCGUUUUCCUCAAGCGAUUAUAAUCGGUAUACAAAAAUGUGGAACUUAUGCAUUGUUGUUCUUUCUGGAUAAACAUCCACAGAUUGCUGGAUGUCUUCAUCCUCCGGAGCCAAGGUUCUUUGAUAAAGACCCAGAUGCUGACGUAAGCUACACAAAUUAUUUAAAGGGACUCUCCAAGAAAUCAGUUGUGCAAAGUGCUGGGGUUAUCAAAUGGAAGAACAGCUUUGAUAAGUAUAAAGAGAAGAUGCCAUGUAGUUUUAAACAGCAAAUAACAAUAGAAAAAGAUCCUGCAUAUUUUUACCAGGAAUUUGUUGCUAACAGAAUACAGCAGUGGGCGCCUGACAUUAAACUGAUUUUCAUCGUGAAAAAUCCGGUUGAAAGAGCAAUUUCUGCGAUCGCAAUGUAUCGGGCAAGAUCAGAAAUUGACAAGAAUAAAACGGUAGAUGAUAUAGUUUUCAAACAAGGUGAUCACGGCAAGAUGACCGUUAACGAAGAAGCGGUUUGUAACGUCACCAAGUAUUCCGACUAUCAAUAUUAUAUGCGAGGCAAGGGCCGGAAGCACCCAUAUGUUAGUGAAGGCACGCUAAAUACGCUUAAAGAAUAUUUUGCUCCGAAAAACGCAAAGUUUUUUAAAAUGGUGAAUAAAACAUUUGAUUGGGAAUGA